Messenger RNA from Exophiala spinifera, 1605 nucleotides. RefSeq lists its product as uncharacterized. The record is from RefSeq and is a predicted model, not a curated record. The transcript has 4 exons. Gene Ontology annotation, molecular function: FAD binding; monooxygenase activity. The coding region runs from base 1 to 1605 and encodes 534 amino acids. Lineage: Eukaryota; Fungi; Ascomycota; Eurotiomycetes; Chaetothyriales; Herpotrichiellaceae.
AUGGACGCCGCCUCAUCUGUCUCUGGGAAGGGACUGCAGGUUGGCGUUGUUGGGGCCGGAGUUGCUGGCUUGAGCGCGGCAAUCGCCUUGAGAAGGAUAGGCCAUAGUGUUGAAGUCUUUGAACGAUCUCAGUUCAAAAACGAAAACGGUGCGGCUGUCUCUAUCACGCCCAAUGGCGGUCGAAUUCUACAACGAUGGGGUUUCGACUCGGUCAAAGCCGGCGGUAUCGAGAACGUUCAGCAGGUUCGUAGACCCAAGGGAGAUACCCUAGAGGCUAUGGCGCCAACCUUGUCUUUCGCCAACGUUGAACAACAAUACGGCAACAAGUGGUAUUUCUAUCACAGAGUCGACAUGCACCGACAACUGAGGGAAAUGGCCGAGGCUGCCGGGUCGAUCAUCAGGCUCGGCGCCCAAGUAAUGGAUGUCGAUCCCGAAACUGGCGUAAUCCAACUCAAAGACGGCUCACAGAUUCAAAAAGACCUCGUUAUCGUUGCUGACGGGCAACACGACCGUAUCAACGCCAAAAUCACAGGCAAAGAAGUUCCCAUGAAACGCAGUGGCCAGACAGCCUACCGCUGUCUCAUUCCGAUGCAAGACAUACUUUCAGAUCCCGAGACCAAGGACUUUUUCGAAGGCCAGGCGCCGGGCUUCUGGGCUCCUGCUCUUCCCGCCAAGGGUGUCAUGGCAGUGACAUACCCUUGCCGCAACAACGAGAUCCUCAACGUUCUCGCCGUCCACCGCAAACUCGGCCAGCACGCCACCAGCGAGGAAGACAUUGUCAUUGACGAUUGGAACUUCCCCGCCACCCAUGAAGAUCUGGAGCGCGUCCUGGACGGCUUCCACCCCAGCGUCAAGAAGAUGUUCCUCAAGUCUCCCGAGGUCAAGGUCUACACACAGAUGAAGCGCGAGCCGCUCUCUAAAAUGACCAAGGGCAAGGCCCUCCUGAUCGGUGACGCGUGUCAUCCUAUGCUUUUGACCCACGCACAGGGUGUCAGCAGCUCGAUCGAAGACGCCGCCGCCCUCGAGCUGUUCCUCGCCGACGUGCCUACCUCGGGCGAUGUCAGUGCCGCGCCGUCGGCGAAACUGCUUGAGCGUCUGGACCAGUACGAAAAGUUCCGGCUACCCAGGGUUUCCGCCACGCAGAUUCUGACGAACCCCAUCGUACCCGGGCCCCAAGCGGCGGCGAAGCAUGCGGAACAAGAGGCCGAGAUCAGGAAAUACUACUCUGGACCGUUGCCGGCGACGGGGGCAAUGCCCCACAGUCCCCCUAUCUGCCAGUUCUUUUUCAACUAUGAUGUGCAAAAGGAAGGUCUGGCAUUCCUUGAAUCUCUCAAGCAACAAGGGGCUACCGCCGGCACUGCACCUGUCGUCCCGGUCGUGAAUGGCGUCGAGAAAACUAAAGUGGUUGUCGAGCCCACGUCCGUCCAGAAGGCGCAAGAAGGCGUCGCGAUGGAACAACGCGUGCUUGACCUCGAGCGUAAACUGGCCGACAUCGAGAAGAAGCUGUCAACCAUGGCUCUUCACGUGUCGACCUUGGAGAUCCAGCCGACACCGCCUCAAUCACCACCUGCUCAACUUGAGACGCAGCCUCGUAUCCUUUCCUAA